AUGCCCCGCGUAGCGAACAAAGUGCAUCGCCGCUCCGGCGGCAGCACAUCUACCCCGCAGAAGAACUCGCCGAUCAAAAUCCCCUUGAAUGAUGAUAUGGGCGAGAAGGCGGCGCGGAACCAAGCCCGCCAGGCGCUCCAAGACCUCCAGAUGAACCAGAUCAAAGCCGCAGUGAAGACGCCCAUGCCCAACCGCCGAUACCGCGACGGAAGCGAGAGCCCUACAACAACACCCCGAGGCUCCGGUCAUCGAGGCCGUGAAAGCGAUGUCAAUGGCCGCGCAGUGACGCCGAUGAAGCGCGUGCCCAUUUUAGCCAACUUUGAGGAGUGGAUGAAGAUGGCUACCGAUAACAAGAUCAACGCCAACAACUCCUGGAACUUUGCGCUCAUCGAUUACUUCCACGAUAUGUCCCUUUUGAGGGAGGGAGACAGUGUCAACUUCCAGAAGGCCAGUUGCACUCUGGAUGGAUGUGUGAAGAUCUAUACCAGCCGUGUGGAUAGUGUUGCUACGGAGACUGGAAAGCUGUUGAGCGGUUUGGCUGAUAGUCGCGACAAGCGCGGGCGCGAAGCCGAUGCGGAGGGCGACGAAGAUGAGGAUGAGGAUGGAGAGGAGGGUGGUGCGCGCAAGUCGCGCAAGAAGACACGGUCACACGAGGCAACGUUAGCCCCAUCUUUCAACUCUCUACAAUUGAAGAAGUUCGAGCUGGAGUUCGCUGUUGAUCCGCUGUUCAAGAAGGCGUCCGCCGAUUUUGAUGAAGGAGGUGCCAAAGGUCUGCUGCUUAAUCACCUUGCCAUCGAUGGAGUUGGAAAGAUCGUCUUUGACAGUAGCGAUGAUGCUGUGGAUGAUUCUGCCAAGACCGAUGGCGAUCGUGAGGAGACUGAGGGCCCUGAAGACCCUGAAUCCCAAGGCGAGAAGGCCAAAUCAGUCCAGCGAGCUAGUGACACCUUCGAGGACGAUUCAGAUAUCGACAUCGCUUCUCUUGCGGCUCAGUUCUUCCCUGACCUGGAUCGCAUUGACGAACAGGAUGUCUGUCCAUCCCUCAAGAACUUCAGUCUGGGUGACCCCAGUGGCUCGCUGGAUCUUCCUCUGCUCAAGGCCCCCGAGGAGUGGCGGCAAGACAAGAACCCCGAUGGCCUCCCGGAGGAUCCAUCGGGAAUCAUGCUUGAUGACGAUAAUGCGGUUGGCUUCGACGACGAUGAUGACUUGGCCGGUUUUGACUUAAGUGGCGAUGCCGGCUUCGGUGAUGGUGGAGAGGUCUGGGCUCGAGAGGCCGCCUUGGAGCCAAUGCUCAAGGUUCACAGGAUGGACGAUGGUGACAACGAGGAUGGCGAAGAUCAUGACGAGGACGCAUAUGCCAUUUCCAUGUCCCACAAUCCAAGCAAACAAGACCACGAGAACAUCCUCAGCUACUUCGACAAUGCGCUUCAGAAGAACUGGGCCGGCCCAGAACACUGGAAGAUUCGGAGAAUCAAGGAGCACACUGCUGCUAGCACAAAUGCUGCGCCCAAGCAGAAGAAAGAGAAGGAGCCCUUCGAGAUCGAUUUCGGGGCGCCACUGGAUUCUGCUGUCGCUGAGUUGAUCUAUAUGCCGGCCAGCUCUAAUUCCGCCAUCUCCCUCCCUAAAACCCAAUGGAAGACCAAGGGUCGCAACUUGCUGCCUGAUGACAAGCACUUCAACUCACGCAACUUGUUGCGCUUGUUCCUCAAGCCCAAGGCCCGCUUGGGCUCAAAGAAACUACUGGGUCGACGCACAACCCUCAGUCGGCCAGAACAAACGUCCGGAAAUGGGGAUAUGGACGAGGCAUUUUGGGCAAACCACAAAGUCGAGGACAACGCCGAGAACGACGGUGCUCCUGGUGCCUAUGAUGCCAACUUCUUCGCUGAUGAUGAUGGCCUUGCUUUCCCUAACGGCAUGGAUCUGGAUGAUGACGACGACAAUCUGCCAUUUGCUGAUGCGCGGGAGAUGCUCUCGCCUGCUGCCGAUGGGCGUCCAGUCACGUCACAAGGUGAAGGUGGAGCAACCGGUCUUUCUGCAUUGCUUAAUAUGGUCGGCGCCACGCCUGGCCGUCCCGGCGCUGGUGGAUACGGCUCACAAUUGGUCACACAAGGUGGGCGCCGUGCACGACCGGACUAUGUCAACUAUGCCCGUGUGGCUAAGAAGGUGGACGUGCGACGCCUCAAGGUGGAGAUGUGGAGGGGUAUGGGUGAGCGGUUGAUUGCCGCCACCGACUUCGACUCUGCCUCACAACCCGAGCCUUCGGUUGAGCCUGAAACCGAGUCCGAUGCUCCUGAGCCGCCUACACCGCAGGCCACUAGCCCAGAGAAACCGACAGACUCCAAGAAUGACAGCCGUUUACGAUUCACACAAAUUAUGAACUCGCUCAAGACAGUCUACCCAGCCGAGACAUUACGCGACAUUAGCACAUCCUUCGGAUUCAUUUGUCUUCUCCAUCUGGCCAACGAACAAGGCCUUAUCCUGGAGAGUGAUAUGGAUAAGAUCGCCAAUGGCGCCAGCACACUGGAAGAGAUCUUCGUGAGCCGAGACGGGAAUGCCAUCUUGGAGGAAGCACAUAUCUAA
This is a messenger RNA of Penicillium atrosanguineum, 2577 nucleotides long. RefSeq names its product condensin subunit BRN1. The coding region runs from base 1 to 2577 and encodes 858 amino acids. Gene Ontology annotation, biological process: mitotic chromosome condensation. Gene Ontology annotation, molecular function: chromatin binding. Gene Ontology annotation, cellular component: condensin complex. The transcript is spliced from 3 exons. The record is from RefSeq and is a predicted model, not a curated record. Lineage: Eukaryota; Fungi; Ascomycota; Eurotiomycetes; Eurotiales; Aspergillaceae.